Messenger RNA from Odobenus rosmarus divergens (Pacific walrus), 1867 nucleotides. RefSeq names its product NIPA-like domain containing 4 (gene NIPAL4). Gene Ontology annotation, cellular component: membrane. The record is from RefSeq and is a predicted model, not a curated record. Gene Ontology annotation, molecular function: magnesium ion transmembrane transporter activity. Lineage: Eukaryota; Metazoa; Chordata; Mammalia; Carnivora; Odobenidae. Gene Ontology annotation, biological process: magnesium ion transport.
AUGGAGAUGUCCCGGCGUUUCGCGCCGCGGCGGCGCCGGGGGACCCCCCUCCUUGCCUCCCGCUGGGGGCGCGACGCGGCGACUCCCUCUCGGGGAGCCCGGCAGCCUCCGCACCCCGGGAGGGCGUGCGCCCCUCUGCGGGCAGCUCGGGCGGUGGGCCCCCGACCCGGGGAGUUGACCGAGACGCCGGGUGACUCCUCCCCGGGGACCGUCCCCCUCUGCGGCGCGUCAUUCUCUCCACCCCUGGGUCACCCCGGCAGCUUCUCGCACGCCGGCCACGUGGACGAGUCUCGGCCACCUGCUCCGGAGCCGGGGAGCCCCGGGCGCCAGCCGCCCGCGCGUCGGUCCGUCGGUCGGUGCCCAGGGCCCAUGGAGCUGCCCGCCAGCAACACCAGCUGCCAGAACGGUUCCCUGAUCAGCCUGUACUGCUCCUCCCACCAAGUGGUGUGCCAGAUCGUCGGUGACCUCAGCCCCCAGGUGCCCAGCAAUGUCACCUCUCACGACUGGAAGGAGAGGUUCAGGCAGAACUAUAGCUUCUACACUGGUCUGGGCCUGGCCUUCUUGUCUAGCUUCCUCAUCGGCAGCAGCGUCAUCCUCAAGAAGAAAGGCCUUCAGCGACUGGUGGCCUCUGGGGCCACACGGGCCGUGGACGGAGGGUAUGGCUACCUGAAGGAUGCCAUGUGGUGGGCUGGAUUUCUCACCAUGGCUGCUGGAGAAGUUGCCAACUUCGGGGCCUACGCAUUUGCCCCUGCGACAGUCGUCACGCCUCUGGGAGCGCUGAGUGUUCUCAUAAGUGCCAUCCUGUCCUCAUACUUCCUGGGAGAGAGUCUGAAUCUGCUGGGGAAACUGGGCUGUGUGAUCUGUGUGGCCGGCAGCACAGUGAUGGUGAUACAUGCCCCCGAGGAAGAGAAGGUCUCCACCGUCGUUGAGAUGGCCGCCAAAAUGAAAGACACAGGGUACCUCGUGUUUGCUGUGCUGCUGCUGGUGCUCUGCCUCAUUCUAAUCUUCGUCAUUGCCCCGCGCUAUGGACAAAGGAACAUCCUCGUUUACAUCAUCAUCUGCUCUGUGAUCGGAGCCUUCUCCGUGUCUGCCGUCAAGGGCCUGGGCAUCACCAUUAAGAACUUCUUCCAGGGGAUGCCAGUUGUGCGGCACCCCCUCCCCUACAUCCUGUCCCUCAUCCUGGCACUUUCUCUCAGCACUCAGGUCAACUUCCUUAACAGGGCACUAGACAUUUUUAAUACCUCCCUGGUGUUCCCCAUCUACUAUGUGUUCUUCACCACGGUGGUGGUGACCUCCUCCAUCAUCCUCUUCAAGGAAUGGUACAGCAUGUCUGCAGUGGACAUUGUGGGCACCCUCUCUGGCUUUGUCACCAUCAUUCUGGGUGUGUUCAUGCUUCAUGCUUUCAAAGACCUGGACCUCAGCCAGACCAGCUUGCCCCACAUGCACAAAAACCCAACCCCCUCUCCCACCCCUGAGCCCACUGUCAUUAGACUAGAAGACAAGAAUGUCCUUGUGGACAAUAUAGAACUCUCCAGCACCCCAUCACCGGAAGAGAAGCCCAAAGUAUUUAUAAUCCACUCUUAAAGCUUGGAAUCCAUGAGUGAGAAGAUGAGCUCUACGGUACAGCCUGACCUCUCCAUUUCAGAGGCACCUGGUUAUUUUCACCAGCCCUGUUACCAAUGGGCUCUCUUUUCUUGAGAUGUUCAUUUAUACCUCAUCACUGUUUCCAGAAGAAAAGUCCCUACCCAGUGAGUGGUGGUGGCAGAACUUCGUGGAAGCAGCCUCAGUGACCAAAUACGUGGGUGUCAGCAGGUCCCCUGGACCUCCCUUCCCACUUGUUUCCUCAGUGCCCUUGCUGUGUUGUUGG